AUGACCGUUCAUCUCGACUCAUUGCCGGAACAUUGCGUUCUACACGACAAAGACUCUCCGGACGUUUGGAUGUUAUUUUUCCCUUCUGCUUUGAAUUUCGUCAACUUCCUUCUGCUCUGCUACCUGUUCUUGAUGUACUACUCGCUUGCACAGCUGAGCAAGAAGUUCGGCAAAGAGUAAGUUAGGGAAAGAUUAAUUUUUUAUUUUUUUGCCGUUGAAGUUUUUUGAAUUUGCUCUCUUUUUAGAGCCGAGAGAUUCAUCGAAAUAGCGGCAGAACGAGGGAUUGGACCGGACGCGAGAAAGGCCGUUCGAGAUUGGGCCAAAUCACAAGGGGCGGAAUACCAGAAGCUGACACAACAUCUGGAUGAUGUAUGA
Molecule: messenger RNA, 375 nt
Organism: Bursaphelenchus xylophilus (pine wood nematode)
Lineage: Eukaryota; Metazoa; Nematoda; Chromadorea; Rhabditida; Aphelenchoididae
Source: the annotation of a GenBank genome assembly